CAGGUAGAAAAUCUCAGGAAUGGCGUUAACCAGUUCUACCUCCUCUUUGGAACAGCGCUCGUUUUUGUUAUGCAUGGCGGCUUUGCUAUGCUGGCGGCAGGCGCGAUCCGCUCCAAAAACGCCGUUAACAUACUUCUCCAGACAUUGAUGGACGCCUGCGCCUCGGCCCUGAUGUGGUAUCUAAUUGGCUUUGGCUUCGCAUUCGGUAUCGGCGACAAACCCAACCCCUUCAUCGGCGAUGCCAUGUUCGCGUUGGCGCGUGUGACAACUCACAACACGGGAAGUGGCACUGGUCGCUGGCUGGACUUCGUAUUUCAGUGGGCCUUCUGCGCCACCGCCGUGACCAUCCCUGCUGGAUCUGUGGCUGAGCGCUGCAACUUCAACGCCUAUCUAUGUUACUCCACCUUCAUCUCCGCCUUCCUAUACCCCCUCGUGGCGCAUUGGGUGUGGUGCAGCAAGGGUUGGCUUGGGUACGGCACCCUGAAGCCGCUACUGCGGUGCGGCAUGAUGGAUUUUGCCGGCUCCGGUGUUGUACACAUGCUAGGAGGACUCUCAGGUCUUGCGGGUGCCGUGUUGCUAGGGCCCCGCAUGGGCCGCUUUGACAUUGAGAACCAGCCGGUGCCAUUGCCCGGGCACUCGGCGGUGCUGGUAGUGCUGGGAACCGUCCUGUUGUGGUUCGGAUGGUACGGGUUCAAUCCUGUGUCUACGCUCUUCAUCGAUACAGCAGCCGCUGCGGACGUGGCAUCAAGGUCGGCUGUCACUACCACGCUGGCGGGUGCUGCUGGCGGUGUGGGCUGCCUUAUUUGGACUCUGCUGAGAACGCGGACAUUCGACCUCUACGCCCUCUGCAACGGCGUGCUGUGCGGCUUUGUGGCGGUCACCGCUGGAUGCCACGUGUACGAGCCCUGGGCUGCCAUACUUUGUGGCUCAGGCGCAGGGAUCAUCUUCGACCUUGCCUGCAUACUGCUGAUUAAGCUGAGGAUUGACGACCCCUUGGGAGCAGCGCCAAUGCACGGUGGCUGUGGCGCGUACGGCGUCCUGUUUGUGGGACUGCUCGCAAAGAAGGAGUAUAUCAUGCAAACGUACACACGAGAUGGCUAUCCGCACGGACUGUUCUAUGGUGGUGGGGCCCGGCUGCUUGCUUGCCAAGUGAUUGGUGCCCUAACAAUCGCCGGCUGGACUCUGGGCGUCAUGUUCCCGUUCUUCUGGAUCUUAAAGGUGCGCGGUUUGUUGAGGGCCCCUCCAGAGGAGGAGCUGAAUGGCCUCGAUAUCAGCAGG
Volvox carteri f. nagariensis is the source of this 1278-nucleotide messenger RNA. RefSeq lists its product as uncharacterized. The transcript is spliced from 13 exons. Gene Ontology annotation, molecular function: ammonium channel activity. The record is from RefSeq and is a predicted model, not a curated record. Gene Ontology annotation, cellular component: plasma membrane. Gene Ontology annotation, biological process: ammonium homeostasis; ammonium transmembrane transport. NCBI's taxonomy places the organism in Eukaryota, Viridiplantae, Chlorophyta, Chlorophyceae, Chlamydomonadales, Volvocaceae. The annotation marks the transcript as partial.